AAUGCCCCGCACAGCCACCUCCUCCACGCCCGCGACUCCAAAUAUGUCCCCGGCAGCGGCACCGUCGAGGCGCACAAGAUCAACAUGAAGGGCCUGAUGGCGCUCUUCGCGAUCAUCGGCGCGGCCUUCGUGCUGGCGGCGAUCUGGUUCUUCUUCUGGGCCAAGAACGGCGGGUUCGUGUGGCGCAAGGGCGACUGGGAGGAGUACAAGUCGACCGUGCUGCGCCGCAAGGGGCCGGACGGGCGCACGCUCAGCAACGCGACCAAGAGCACCAAGCUCGGCGGCGGCAGCAUCGUGCACAAGGGCUACAGCGACGACGGGUACACGUACACGGAGACCGCGACCACCAUCACCGAGAAGACGGGCGCCCCCGGCGGCAGCGCCGAGCGCAAGCGGCGGCGCAGGCUGCGCGAGAAGUUCCGGCGCCGCCGCAAGGACGACGAGAUGACCGCCAACUGGGAGAACGAGGUCGACGAGGACGUCGCCGCGUACCGCAAGGAGAAGCCCGCGCGCGUCGGCGGCAUGAACCGCGAGGGCGACGGGACCACCUACUACGACGGCAGUGACUACGAUCUGUCCAACCCGCCGAGUUACUGGCAGGACCGCGAGCAGAGCGAGGUCAGCCAGGUGCGGGAUUACGCGUACGAUCCCGUGGUCGAGCGACGGCAGAGCAAGCGGCGAGACUUUUCAUUUGUGGCCGGUAGUGAGGAGUUGCUGAGCCAGGCGGACGAUCAUCAUCACCAUCGCACGAUCCGCGAGCCAUCGACCAGAAGACAUAAUCGACGACGCGAGCGCAGGAGACACGCCCCGACGGACAGUGGUGGUGGCGGUGCUGGCAGUACCAGUAGCCCGUCCCGCUCGUCCCGGCAGAGUAGUCCCCGCAAGCGUCCGUCGGUGACGGGCCACUACACCGAGCCGCUGGAUUUCUCCUCCGCGGCCUCACGCUCCGAGUAUCAGUACUCCAACGUCGACACCGAGGACUCGGGCACCAAGAGCUACCACCAUCCGAUUCCCGGGUUGAGCAAAGGCUACCGCCGGGAAGGGGGUCGGGGCCGUCGUCGCGACAGUCUGAGCGAGAGUGAU
Messenger RNA from Aspergillus brunneoviolaceus CBS 621.78, 1083 nucleotides. RefSeq lists its product as uncharacterized. NCBI's taxonomy places the organism in Eukaryota, Fungi, Ascomycota, Eurotiomycetes, Eurotiales, Aspergillaceae. The record is from RefSeq and is a predicted model, not a curated record. The transcript has a single exon. The annotation marks the transcript as partial.